GAAUUGAGUUGAAUUUUGAAAAACAGUUACUGACAGCCUCAGCGCUCGUUACACACGUGGGAAGUUAUGAAAUAAUCAGCUAGUUUUAGUACUGUAUUCGUUGAUAGGAAUGAAAUAGAUCAACGCAGUAUUUCCGGCUAUUUUAUUACGUAAAAUUCUUUCGACAAGAGAAGAAAACAGACCGUCAAUUUCCUUGUUUACUGUUGUUUUUGUAGUUCCUUUAUUUAGUCUGAGCUUUCAUUUAGCACAGUUAAUAUAUCUGAGAGGGAAAAUCAAGAUUUGCCAUGAGCGCAAAUCUUCUAGGAUGAAUUUAAAUGUUUCGUGCCGAAAAACAGAUUUAAGAAUUAAUCCAAAUUAGUGUGUGUUUUUUUAAGUUUUAAAGAGCUUAAAAAGUUGGCUUUAUCCUUGAAACGAAAUAUGCAGCAAGGUGAAUACUCAAGAUGGAAAUUACGGACUCCUAUGGAAGGUAGAUUUCAAAUUAUUAUUCUCCAAAUUGCUAUCGUGGCUGUUGGCUUGCUACCCGUAGUUAAAUUAGCUAUCAAACAAGAAGAGAAGGAGCUUUCAUCGAAGGAAAUAGAAGAUAUAUUGAGGGAUGACUACAUCAUUCCGGACGUAAUUUAUAAAGUGCCAAAACAUAGAUUGAAGGUACAUUUUGAAGAGGACGGAGAUAUUUACCACAUCAACUACGGUACUGUUUUGACACCGCGACAAGCAAGGCAUCAGCCAAAAGUUCAGUGGCCUGUCGAAAAGGACGCCGAAUAUACACUUUUAUGUCUCAGUCCCGAUCAGCCAGAUCGCGAGGAACCCAUUCUCCGAGAUUGGAUCCAUUGGCAACAGGUCAACAUCAAAGGCUGCAACUUAUCAACGGGGAAUGAAGUAAAUGAAUAUAUUGGUCCAGGACCUAGUGAAGUAUCCGGUAUGCAACGGUAUGUUUUCCUCGUGUAUAAGCAGGAUCCGAACUUUGCCAUUCAGCUCAAUAGGUCAGAUAAAAGCGAAGGAAUGAGGAUGUUGACAAAACGGAUGGAAUUCGAUACAGACAAUUUCGUCAAGCACUUCCAUCUUGGCGAUCCAUGGGCAUCAAAUUACUUCUACUCCAAGUUUAACAACUAUCAAUGAUUACGACGUGCUGUGCCAUUGAGCAGUGACGCAACUCCGAACAAGACGAGGUCGAUGAUUGGCAAAGAUUUUCUCCGGUUCAAAAAUGUUGAAUUGGUUUUAAUUAUUCGUUGCACUGAGCAGGACGCACUUACAUCAUCUGAUGCAACAAUUGUUAAGUGUAAGUUUUUUUCCAAAUAAAAAUUUCAAAUAAUCUUUUAA
Molecule: messenger RNA, 1317 nt
Organism: Bemisia tabaci
Lineage: Eukaryota; Metazoa; Arthropoda; Insecta; Hemiptera; Aleyrodidae
Source: RefSeq, a predicted model, not a curated record